Molecule: messenger RNA, 4845 nt
Organism: Emericellopsis cladophorae
Lineage: Eukaryota; Fungi; Ascomycota; Sordariomycetes; Hypocreales; Bionectriaceae
Product: Golgin-like protein
Exons: 7
Coding region: 1-4845 (1614 amino acids)
Biological process (GO): proton transmembrane transport
Cellular component (GO): membrane
Molecular function (GO): antiporter activity
Source: RefSeq, a predicted model, not a curated record
AUGUUUUCGCGCAUCCGUGGAGCGAUCGACCGGACUAUUGCCGAAGAGCAGGCGCGUCAGAAGGAUCAAACGUCCCAAGGCGUCUCUCGAUCCGGUUCGACUUCGUCGCGAACGAGCGCCAGCGGUGCGAAACGUCCGAAGCCAAAGUCCGCGAGCAACGACGCCAGCAAAGCGGACGAUGCGCCCAACCCUGACCCUGCAGUCUUUGAGGCAGCAUUUGUCAUUGAUGAUAGCGACGACCCGAGUCGCGCGGGGACACCGAAGCCACAGACGAGCGAGGCGGGCGGAAAUGGCUUGGAUAGCGUGAAGGACGAUGGCGAAGAGGAGAAGGCUGCUGAGGGAGCAGAUGGCAAGGCUCAAGAUGACAGCGAGAAAAAGGAGGGGGAGAAAGACGAGAGCGCAAAGGCACAGUCAAAGGCAGCCGACACUGCUGCCGCGCCCUCGACGGAGCUACCUCCAGACAUCAAGCAGAAACUACGAAAGCUCGAGAAGCUGGAAGCCACCUAUCCAGAACUGCUACGAUCGUACCGCGUUGCGCAUCGUCGCGCGACCGCCAUUGAGCCGUUCGAGAGGGCGCUUCGUGAGAACACGCCCUUGACUUCCAUUGGCGAUCCAAACGCUCUGACUGAGUAUCUCAACCAACUGAACUUACGGAGCGACAUGGUUAUGCAAGAACUGAAGCGGGUGUCAGCAGAGAAUGAUGAGCUCAAAAAGUCACACGAACAAGACGAGGAGAAGAUCAAGAAGCUGGAGGCUGAUCUGGAAGCGGCAAAGGGCGGGAAGCCUGUCGAAGAGACUGGCGAGCCUCAGGUCGAAGCUCCGCGACAAUCCGUGGAUGACAAGGCGGUUGCGCCCGAAAAGGUCAGAUCGCCCGUGCUUUCCGUCAUGGGCAUGUUCUCUCCUAAGCAGAAGGCUGCCCAGCAGGAGGCUACGAAGGGAGACGGUGAUCUCUUCUCCUACGAUGAAGAGCUCCCGCAACUACAGGCAGACUUGGCUUCUAGGGACGAGGAGAUUCAGACUUUGCGCAAGGAGGUGGACGGUCUCAAGGGUGAGCUGUCUGUUGCCAAGGAGAGCAGCACAGAACUGGCGAACAACUUGGAAAAGGUGGAGAAGGAACUUACCGGAUCCAAGGAUGCUGCUAGCUCGCGAGAAAGCUUGCAAAAGGAACUCGAGGCGCGAAACAGCGAAAUUGCCAGGUUGAACGAGCGCUUGGAAGCCUCGCAAUCGCAAAUCAAGGCAUUGGAAGCAGACCUGGCAUCCGAGACCAAAGCUCUGUCCGCCAAGGUGAAGGAAGUCGAGGCGUCGCUGGCUACGCAAACAAAGCAGGUUGCCGACUCGGAGGCUGAGGUGACCAAGGCGAACCAGGCGAAGACAGUCACCAAGAAACUGAUUGACGACCUCAACACCCAGAUCAAGAGCCUCGAAAAGGAAAAGACCGAAAGUGAGAGGAAGAUCACUGAGCUGGCCAAGAAGCUCGAGAGCCAGCCCGAGACUGCGUCCAAGCCUGUCGAGCCAGCCGCAGCAUCCAAACCAGCGGCUCUUGCGGCUCCGGCUGCUGGCGGUGGAAACAGUAAGAAGAAGAACAAGAAGAAGAAGGGCAAGGGUGGCGCUGUAGCUGGGGGACAGCAGGCCGAGGAAGUGUCCGAGGCCCCCGAGCCGGCAGCCGCCGCUGCUGAAGCUGUCGACAGCGGUGCUCUGGAGGCUGAGAUUGCGAAACUGAAAGACGACGUGUCAGAGAAGGAUGCGCAGAUCGAGAGGCUGUCCAAACAGCGCAAGACGGAGGAGGACCUCAGCGAGGAAAUCGAGUCUCUUCGAGACGACCUCCUAAACAUUGGACAGGAUCACGUUCAAGCCAAGGAGAAGAUCAAGACGCUUGAAGCCGAGAAGGCAGAGCUCAAGGGAGAAAUUGCCGACCUCGAGAAGAAGAUGAGCACGUCUGCUGCCUCUGAUGUCAAGGCCAACCAACACAAGGAAGAAAUGGAGAAGCUCCAAAGGGAGUAUGACGAUCUCAAGGAGAAGUCGUCGACGCUGCAAUCUGAUCUCGGUGCGGCGCAGCAGUUGGCGCAAACUCGCUUUAAAGACUUGAGUGAUCUGCGCGAAGUGCUGCAAAAGGCGCAGCCGGAGCUGAAAACGCUACGACAGGAGUCUGCUACCCUGAAGACGACAAAGGAAGAGCUGGCGACCAAGUCGAAGGAGCUAAAGGACGCAGAGAAGAAGGAGAAGGAUCUCAAGCGGGAUCUGACGCGAGCGCAACAGCAGGCCUCGGAGCGUGAGACCGAGGUCCAGAGCCUGCAGCAGAAGCUCACGGCUGAAGGUACCGCCAAAGCCCGCCUGGAGGAUGAGAAGCGUGCCGCGGGGCGUGACCUCCGCAAGGUCGAAGGGGAGAAAGCAGAGCUUGCCACACGCGCAGAGGCCGCCGAGAAGGAACUAGCCAAGGUGCAAGAAGAGGUCAACCAGCUGCGACCUCGGGUGAAGGAGCUCGAGGAGCAGAUGCACAAGCUACGCAGGGAGAAGACGGCGGCGCAGGAGGAAGUCGACUUUAAGACGCAGCAGUACUCAAAUGCUCAGGGGUUGCUGAGCAGCAUGCGAGACCAGACAACGGAAAUGUCGGUGCAGCUGAAGGAGUCCAAGUCGCAGUCCGAGGCCCUAGAGGAGGAGCUGGCCGAAGUGCAGCGUCUGCUCCAGGAGCGUAGCCGCGAGGGCGAGACGAUGAGACGUCUGCUCGCCGACGUGGACGAGCGUGCGGACGCCAAGGUCCGGGACAUGCGAUCGCGGAUGGAAUCUGCCAUCGAAGAGAGAGACCGCAUCGAGGACGAGUCGAGCACCCUGGCCAGACGCAAGGCUCGGGAGACGGAAGAGCUCAAGGGUAAGAUCCGUGAGAUGGAGCGCGAGGUCAAGACCCUGACCCGCGAGCGCGAGGAGCUCGAGGAGAGGGAGAAGGAGUGGCGUCGCCGACGAGAGGAGCUGGAGAGCGUGGAAGAGAAGGCCGAGGCGGAGACGGCCGAGAUGCGCUCCACCGUCACGCAACUUCGGAGUGCCCUGGACGCGAGCGAAAGCCAAGUGCGCGACGCUGAGAAGCAGCGCACCGAGCUGAGGAAACUCCUCGACGAGGCGCGGCAGCGUUACGAGCGCACGCACAAGGAGCUCAAGGGGACACAGGCACGUCUCAUGGCCGGCGCCGGGUCCAGUCGAAGCUCAAUCGACUCGAGCAGGAGCGGACUGACGGCGAACGGGGGAGGCAACUCGUCGCCGGGCGGGGCCGACUUGAUGUACCUGAAGACGAUUCUCCUCCAGUUCCUGGAGCAGAAGGACGGGAAGCUGAGAGCGCAACUGGUGCCUGUCCUCGGCAAGCUUCUCAAGUUUGACAAAACGGAUGAGGCGAAAUGGCAAAGUGCUGUGCAGCAUAUUGAGGGUGAUCUCUCCAAGAUCCGACAGCCUCGCGUCAUCGCCGAGGUCGUUGGCGGCAUCAUCCUUGGUCCUUCGGUCAUGGGUCGCAUCCCAGGGUUCCAAGACAGUAUCUUCCCGCCAGACUCCAUCCCGGGACUGACUCUUGUGGCCAACCUUGGCUUGGUGCUCUACCUGUUCCUGAUUGGUCUCGAGACGGAUGUGCGCUUUCUCAUCAACAACUGGCGUGUCGCGUCCGCCGUCGCUUUUGCUGGUUUGGCACUGCCGUUUGCCCUUGGGUCCGUGCUGGCUUUGGGGCUGUACAACCAGUUUCGCGAUGAGCCAGGCGUCGCAAACGACGUGAUCGGUUGGAUCCUGGUCGCGCUCUGUGUCACACUCGCCAACUCGGGUAACGGCCUGUCCUCGCCAUGGAUUCUUCUCGCAUGCCUUGGGCACCUGCUGUUCCUCCUCUAUGACGUCCAGCCGGCCUUGCGCGGGCUUCUGCGACGUACUGGCAACAUCGACAACGGCCCCUCGCGGAGCAUGAUCGCCCUGAUCAUUCUGAUUGCACUGGCCUCGGCCUUUUUCACCGCCAUCAUCGGCGGGUUUGCCAUCAAGGCCACGGAGAAGCUGGAGGAUCUCAUCGGCGCGCUGAUCCUCAGCACCCGAACAUUUACCAUCUUUGUCGUCAUGACGCUGCUGACAACAUUUGCCACGACGCCCUUGGUCACUUAUCUCUAUUCUCCGUGGUACCAGAAGAAGCUUGCGGCAUGGAAGCGUGGCGAAAUCAGCUGGGAUGACAGUUCGACGGCCCAGGAUGGUAAAAGCGUUGCGCAGCAGAAUUUGCCGGCGAGCAACCACGUUGGGCAGGUACCCGUCUACCUACGUCUUGAUACCAUGCCCAGUCUGCUCAGCCUCGUCUCGCUCUUUGGGAUGACCGCCGACUCUGCUGGUGGCACUGGCUUGAACGAGAAGUCCCCUCACCAUACUCCUCCGGUAGUGUGCCCUGUCCGAGCCCAUGGUCUGCGUCUCAUUCAGCUCGGUGACCGCGACUCCUCUGUCAUGUCCGUCUCAGACGUCGACGAGUACACCAAAAGCGAUACGGUCGUCAACACAUGGCGCACCGUUGGGCCGAUCCUCAAGGUGGUCGUGUCGGGUGAGCCCGCUGACGCGCGCGCCUACUCGUUCAACGACAUCCACCGUAAGAUACAGCCAAUCCCUGUCAAACACCACGCGCAGCGCAUCGUAUUCCAAUUCUCGCCCAGAAAUGACGCUGCGGAGGAGCUCGUCGUGUCUGCCAUGGGGCCCCUGUGCGAGGACUCGGGGGAUGUAUCCUACAACAACCUCAUCGUCCUCGGACGGCAUGGAUCCUCCGGGAAGCUGUCGCGCGGCGGCAAGUACACCGUGUCGGCAUCGCCUGCUCUGGUGGAGUGUCUGGGGGAUGCCGACACGGUGUACUGA